This is a messenger RNA of Botrytis porri, 426 nucleotides long. RefSeq lists its product as uncharacterized. The transcript is spliced from 2 exons. The record is from RefSeq and is a predicted model, not a curated record. The coding region runs from base 1 to 426 and encodes 141 amino acids. Lineage: Eukaryota; Fungi; Ascomycota; Leotiomycetes; Helotiales; Sclerotiniaceae.
AUGGGCAAUCCAAGUGAUAGCAUGAAAUCGACACCUCAAAUCAAGCCACACUCACAAACCCCAAAACCCCCAACUUUCAACGUAGCAGAUGUCGUUCGCCGCCUAAAAGCCUGGAAUGUUCGUCCCAUUCCGCGUCUUCUCAAUUAUGGUAUUAAUGCAGACGGUACACGAUAUCUUGUGACAGAACUCAUUAGCGGUGUUACUCUUAACAAACUCCAUGCAUUAGGCUGUCGAGUCACAAGCGGUAAAAUAUACACCGAAGAAGCAUCUUGUGCUACCUGUGUACGUACCGCCUAUUCGAAUGCCAUAAACUUGGUCGAAAAUACCGUAUCACCCCAGCUAUCAACCAUGAAAUCCUACACGAGAGGAAUUAACGGAUUCGUAAUGCCUCCCGCCUGGUUACCCCUCGAUUCGGAAGAGCCAUAG